AUGUCUUCAGCCAGGUUCUGCCAGAGGUCUUUGCUACCAGGGAAUGUUUUCUACCUAUUGCUGAGCAUUGGUGGACUUCUUAAGACAGAUACUCGUGCUUGGAUCACUUGGUUUGGAAAUAACUCUUUGCUGCAACCUCUAUGGGACAAUCUGAGGCUCAACUACAGGGACUAUUUGAGAUCUCCACUUUUCCCCAUUGUGCUGACCGUCUCUUCCUACUUUAUCAUCUGCCUUCCUUAUCUUGUUUGUGACAUCAUGGGGGACAGGUGGGCAUGGGUCCAGCAAUUCAAGAUACAACCAACCCGCAAACCGACAGCCUCUACACUGCUGCACUGUGCGAGUGUCACCUUGUACAACCAUGUGUUUCUUGUGUUCCCCGCAUCUGUGGCUCAGUGGGCCUGGAGGCCACCUGUGGACCUGCCGGAACAAGCGCCGGCCCUGCUGGAGCUGAUCACUGGGGUGAUAGGCAACCUCCUGCUGUUUGACUUCCAGUACUUCAUUUGGCAUCUGCUUCACCACAGGAUCCGCUGGUUGUAUGUCACCUUCCAUGCCAUCCACCAUAAUUACUCGUCUCCUUUUGCUCUUGCCACUCAGUGUCUUGGCGGCUGGGAGCUGGUCACAGUGGGCUUUUGGACCACGCUGAAUCCUAUGAUCCUGAGAUCUCAUCUUCUCACCACGUGGGCCUUCAUGGUAUUGCAUGUGUACGUUUCUAUAGAGGAUCACUGUGGCUAUGAUUUUCCCUGGUCCACGUCACGCGUGAUACCGUUUGGCAUUUACGGAGGGCCCAGCAAACACGACGUGCACCAUCAGAAACCCAACACCAACUUUGCACCGCACUUCAGUCACUGGGACAAAAUAUUUGGCACACAUGCUGAUUUCAGCUUCUGUACUACAGUGAAAUAGGCUGUUACACAAUUGACAGCAGCUACAUAGAAAAUUAAUGUGUCUGUUCUGUUUCUUUCCAAUUAUGUGAGUAUAAAGGUAUUAAGGAAUGGAAGCAGAUGAGAAAUGUACAUUUUCCUUAAGUGCAAAUGGAGGGAGGAUAUUGCCAGCACUCGGCUAAGACUUUCCUGUAACUUUGAGAACAAUUUCUUAAUUCUGCUUAUGAAAUCAUUGUUUUUUUUUUUUAAACCAUGUGUACCAUAUAAAUAAGUGACAUAAAUCCAUCUGCCUCAUACUGUAUUUGGCGUCUUACCUUUGAAACAGCUUUAGAAAUGACUUACUAUAUUCCUCCUCAGACAAAUGCAUGUAUUUUCAGGCCCAG
Stegastes partitus (bicolor damselfish) is the source of this 1264-nucleotide messenger RNA. RefSeq names its product cholesterol 25-hydroxylase like 1, tandem duplicate 2 (gene ch25hl1.2). The record is from RefSeq and is a predicted model, not a curated record. Lineage: Eukaryota; Metazoa; Chordata; Actinopteri; Pomacentridae. Gene Ontology annotation, molecular function: oxidoreductase activity; iron ion binding. Gene Ontology annotation, biological process: lipid biosynthetic process. The transcript has 3 exons. Bases 1 to 903 code for a protein of 300 amino acids.